CUGUUCCACUUCCAGUGAAAGUGCUACAGCCUGAGCUGGCUGGAAUGGGCAUGGGCCGCCACUGAACCAUAUGUUGGUAGACCUUUCAGCCACGCUUCUUCCGUUGUCCUCCUUCUCUGCCAGUGCCAGAUUUCAGCUGCAAUCUUGCGUGGGUGAAAGAAUUGCAGGGUGCAAAGACGCCAAGACGCCAGCUCUGCCGCUCAGAACUUUUUUGACAGUGAUGCUUGCCCACAUCACAGAUGUGCUAAAACAUCAGCUCGAUGUGAAGGCACAGCCUUCUUGAAAGCAAAUAAUCUAAGGGCAACCAAUUGCCGCACUGCUGUCGAAAAGUGUGGAUUGGGUCGUUCCUAAAAGUGCUUGCUCAGCUCUGGUAUCCUGGUCAUGACCACCAUGGCAGCUCAGCAGGAGAGCACUCUGGUGCACAGAAAGCUGCCCCCCUCCAACCUUAGUAUCCCCGAUGUUCUGGCCGACAGUCCUCGAAGAAUGCACACCCCUAGCCCACUGGGAAGGCGAAGGUCGGGGUGUCUGGCUGUGGGACCAGGGGAGGCCAGCUCAGAGGUGGAAAGACAGGGGGUAACCAAUGCAGCGGCAGCCCUGAUUGGCCCCCGAAGAAGCCUGCUGGAGAACUUGCACCACUCCUAUCGAGAAAGUGUGGAGGUGCUGGGAUUCACCAUUACACUGCUCAGGGCACUGGGGUUUGGUUACAAGUGGAUCAUCAAAGCCUGGAGUCUUGUCGUCUUCGCCAUCCUCCUCAUGCCAGGCUUUUUGCAAGUUGUGUGGUUCUACUACACGUCGCCCCAGGUCUAUCGGAGUCUCGUGUAUGGAACAAAGGCUAGGAAUAGGCUGGACCUGUACAUGCCUCCCGGUCACCUUCAGCGCCCCCGCCCCGUGGUCGUCUUUGUAACAGGUGGUGCAUGGGUGAUUGGGUACAAGGCCUGGGGGGCACUACUGGGGCGGCGCCUGGCCAACAGGGGGGUGCUCGUGGCCUGCCUGGACUACCGGAACUUUCCCCAGGGUAGCGUAAGCGACAUGGUCGCCGACAUCAGCACGGGCAUCGAGUGGGUGCUGCUCAACAUCGGCGAGUUUGGCGGCGACCCAGGCCGCGUGUACGUCGUAGGGCAGUCGGCGGGGGCGCACCUGACGGCGCUGGCGCUGCUGCGGCAAGCCAUUAAGGAGGCGGAGCUCGAGGAGCGGAGCGCCAACGGGCCCAAGCACGUGCGCUUCCGAGAUGCCGCGCCCGCCAAGCUUGAGGAUCGCUUUGGGCCGCCAGAUCCCUCGCAGGCCACGGCGCCUGAAAACCCGACACUUUCCACCAGUUCCCAUACCUCCUCGGAGCCCCCAGCCAACUCGAACGGCAACGCCUCAAACGGGGAGCAAGCGAAAGCGUCGCCUCGGAACGGGGUUAUGAAAACGGCUCCAAACGGGCCGCAGGAGCGGGGGGGGCGUGAACUAGACUGGUAUGCGUCCCAGCUGCGGGCGUAUAUUGGCGUGUCGGGCGCUUAUGACAUCGAGGACAUGUUGGAGCACUGGCACCACCGGGGGCUCUACAAGACCAUCAUGCUGACGCUGAUGGAGGGCCGCCACUGUUUACCGGGCUACUCCCCGACCGUCCUCGCCCGCAAAGCCUUCACCGACAAGCGACGAGACGCCGGCCCGCUGCUACCGCCCAUCACUCUACUGCACGGGACUGCCGACCGGUCCAUCCCGCACCAUGCCAGCCUCAUGUUUGCGGCCGCGUUGAGAGAGGCCGGGGCCGCCGCGACUGUCAAGCUGUACCAAGGGAAGACGCACACGGACCCCAUCAUUGAGGACCCCAUGCGUGGCGGCUCGGAUCCAAUGGUGGAGGACAUUCUGGCCGUCAUGAAAGCGGACAACCUCGACUUCCGAAAAGAACCUGUGCCAAGCCUCCCCAAGGAAAGAAUGCUUCCCGAGCUCCUCAUAGAACUCGCUACCGCAGCCAGCCCUUUCUGAAGCGCGCAGUGGGAUUGCCUGUACAGUAGAAGCAUGCUGAAACAUAUUUAGACCUGCUUAUAUCAUAGAUGAAAGUGUGUCGGUUUGGGUGUUCUUGCGAGUCCGUGUGUUUGAGAUGGCGCCUUCGUGAGGUGCGACGGUUACAGGAUCUGCUGGCGGCUGCAGCCUGAGCCAGAUAGUCAAAGUUCGGAUCGAUUGAUCGAGUCCCCAUACGUGAGAAAGACGAACGGAGUCAAGGGCUGAUACAGAUGAAACGUGACGUUCAGUUGCAUUCGGAUCAGAUGCUGUCAGACCCCAGAGUCACACAUCACGGGCUAUAAGUACGGUCAAUCAGUCAAUUUGGGCCUUAGAUCUCGACCGGCCCAGCUAGACACCAGACGAAAUGUAUUUGCUUAACGUUGAAAUGCAGUCAACACUAGCCACCGUUCGCUCAAUAUACCGGUGUGUGAUGAUUAGGCGUGUAUAUCAUAGAGCGCGCCGGCAAAUGCGCACACGUCCUAGCUAUAAACCUUGGA
Molecule: messenger RNA, 2486 nt
Organism: Klebsormidium nitens
Lineage: Eukaryota; Viridiplantae; Streptophyta; Klebsormidiophyceae; Klebsormidiales; Klebsormidiaceae
Source: the annotation of a GenBank genome assembly